AUGGCCCUGAACAAGACAAUUGAGCGGCUUUUCAAGUAUCCACCAAUGGAGCGUCAAGACCUCAACCAGUCGCAGCUGGGCAGCUUCAAGUUCACUCCUGUCGAUCCUGUCAGCAAUAUUUCGAACCUCACCCACUCAGCAAAGGUCUACCUUGAACAGCAGCUUUGCCGGAGGCUGUAUCAUGGUGCAGCACCUCUUGCGGCAGACUCUUCAACGGACAAACCCAAUGCCUUCACUGACACGUCACCUGGAAAGUUUGUUUCACUCCCAACAUCCUCUCUGGCCGAUGCAAACUUCUUUAACAAACACAUCCAGCCCGACCUUGGCGACUCCCGUCUGCGGCUUGGCCCUGCAGCUCUGCGUUCUGCUGUCGAGGGUGCUGCAAGCCCGACAAAGAAGCUCUCCGUUAUUCAGUUACAGCAGGAACCUGGUGCAACCGUGAGGCGACACCAACAAAAUAACAGCUUGAACUUCUCAGAAGUGCUGUCAUCCCAGGGUCCAAAUCCAGUGAUGGAUCCGACAUCCACCACGUUCACAGCAGCAGGGGUGUUCGCCAGCCAGAACCCAUCCGACUCAACUUCUUUCAGUCAAACGUUAUUUGUGGCCCUCACAAAUGAACAGCAAGCUCACAAUGUGACCAAAGCAGCUUUGGUCGAACAGAUUAAGCAGCGCGUUGAGGUGGAAGAUGAGCUCGAGAAAAGCAGACGACAGAUUGCGAGCAUGACAACCACGAUCAACACCCUAGGAGCCAUAAUCAAAUACAACGCAAGUAAGGGUAAUGGAGAUACUACCAAGGAACGGCAAAAGACCGAGACAUCGGAGGAGGACGAGGAGGUAGCUUUAAGGGAGUUUUACCGUGAAUAUCAGAAGGUCAAAGACGCCGCCAAGGGUCGACAUGGGCGCAAAGAAAUGGAACAACAUGCAGGAGAAGAACGUUCCGGAAAUUGUGUGUCAGCCAAGGAGAACGCUGUUGAUGUGACUGUCCCUCCGUCUGGCGAUGUCGUUGAUGAUGCGCAGCUCUACAAUCUGGACCUGCUGAAAAAGCCAACUUUUGACGACUCUGCCGAUUCUAUUUUACGGCGCACUCUUCGCAAGCACUUCUCGAUUGAGGACAACGGAGAAGACGGCAAUCCCCCAGCGACUCCUGCCAGACGUCGUCCUGGUAUCGCCAAGCUCAUCGAUAUCUCCCCAGAGUCAGUCGGAGAAGUCAUGGAGAAGGAAGAAGUUGAAGCGAAGCGCAACAUGCAGGCAUCAAAGGAGGAAACCACCGUUAACGCUUCAGAUGAUAUUCAACGACAACUGAAAGCUACAACGGUCAGCAUAAAUCAAGUUCGCCUUCUAACUGCGCAAAACCCCGUCCUUGAGCUGCCUGCGGCAUUCAUUGCAAAGUACGGGCAAAAACCUCCUGAUCCAAAGGCGCAGGUCCUGGAGGAAAAGUCAAACGGUGUAAGCCUAACAAAGGGUGAGGCGUUCCUGCUUCAGGGCUCACCAAGUAAGCCCUCGAAUAAUGAGUCCUAUGUCACGCUUCGCCCAUCGUCGUCUCUCACUGGUGAUCACGAUGAUCAGCUAGCCAACAAGGUGGUUUCUCCUGCCGCAGCUCAGUCACAAUGUCGCAUCACGGUACAGGUCGGUGACAACCUUCGCGGGGAGCCGAAAUGGUUGAUCAACAGAGACAAUCCUGUCUUUGAAAGUGAGCAAAAAAAGUGGCAAGCCCUCGGAGAAUGUGGGAUUUCCUGGCGCCAAAACAGCCCGUUCAUGGACCAUCCAGUGCGUUACCUUCCCGAGGACGCAGCUGGGACCUCAGACGCUUAUCGCACUGUAAUGAUCGACGAGAUUCCAGUCGCGAGUACCUUGCCGGAGGUGCUGAGUAUUGUCAAGGGUGGUUCCCUGGAGUCCAUCCAACUAUUUCCACCCAUCGGUAAAGUCACAACCUUCAUGACUGCUCGAGUCGUCUUCAAUCAUGAGGAAUCUGCACACAACAUGAUCAAACAUCAAGAAGCUGUGCCAGGCGAAGCCACUGACUCGAAGUGGUUCAAGAUAAAGGGAGUUGCUGUUCGCUGCUGGAUGCCCACAGAUCCAACCUAUCCCCGAAACGAUGAGCUUGAACGAAAGAUUUUUGGCAAGGCUGCUGCAUCCCGAAUCAUCCUCAUCAGCAACAUAGACGAAUACACCUACAACAUGAUUCCAUACAAGAUCAAGCCACCUUAUGCUCAACACGUCGUCGAGUACAGCUACACACCAGAUGGCUGUGUAUCGAUCGAAUUCACCGAUGUCAAGAGUGCCAUCAGAAUAAUGGAUCAGUUGGAGAGAGACGGGGAGUUCUGGAAUGGCAACCUUCAGUACGAUGUUGAUUAUACGUGCGCCCCGUACGUCAAGGGCGAGGCGAUGGGUCAUUGA
Fonsecaea pedrosoi CBS 271.37 is the source of this 2397-nucleotide messenger RNA. RefSeq lists its product as uncharacterized. The record is from RefSeq and is a predicted model, not a curated record. The transcript is spliced from 5 exons. NCBI's taxonomy places the organism in Eukaryota, Fungi, Ascomycota, Eurotiomycetes, Chaetothyriales, Herpotrichiellaceae. Bases 1 to 2397 code for a protein of 798 amino acids.